Cylas formicarius (sweet potato weevil) is the source of this 953-nucleotide messenger RNA. RefSeq names its product protein YIPF6. NCBI's taxonomy places the organism in Eukaryota, Metazoa, Arthropoda, Insecta, Coleoptera, Brentidae. Gene Ontology annotation, biological process: endoplasmic reticulum to Golgi vesicle-mediated transport. The transcript is spliced from 7 exons. Bases 160 to 843 code for a protein of 227 amino acids. The record is from RefSeq and is a predicted model, not a curated record. Gene Ontology annotation, cellular component: trans-Golgi network; membrane.
UAAUUACCGUUUAAUCUAUGCAACUGUCUACGUCAGCUGCGGCAUCUUUUGACAUUAUGGAAUUUUGUACUCGUUAAAAUGAAUAUCGAGACCUUUUUAAAAUUGAUGGGUACAACGUAUUGAAAACACGGAUACCGUUCAUUUCGAAUGAAUUAAACAAUGGACUCAACAAAGCUAGAAAUGUAUGAGGGUGACACGGGCUCUCCGGGAUCCUAUGUCGAGGGAGAAAUGGAAGUGCCCGCCGGCAGUACUAGAAGUGGGCAAAUCGGUCAACCUGAUUUUAACACAUUGGACGAACCAAUCAGGGCGACUGUACUUAGAGACCUUAAAGCUGUAGGUACUAAAUUCGGGCAUGUGUUGUUCCCGAAAGAGAAGAAAACGUUACUUAAAGAAUGGGACUUGUGGGGUCCUCUUAUGUUAUGCACCUUUAUGGCUAUGAUUUUGCAAGGAUCAGGUAGUGCUGAUGAUGUGAAUGAUGGGGGUCCGGAAUUUGCUGAAGUGUUUGUCAUUGUUUGGGUCGGCUCUAUGAUUGUCACCUUAAAUUCGAAAUUGUUAGGCGGCAAUAUAUCAUUUUUUCAAAGUGUCUGCGUUUUGGGCUAUUGUUUACUACCCACUACCAUAGCGUUAAUAAUCUGUAGGAUAAUUUUAUUAGCAGAGAGCAGUGAUCUACUGUUCUUUAUCAGAUUUACUGUGUCAAUGGUUGGAUUUGUCUGGGCCACAUAUGCUUCAACAGUAUUUCUAGGUGAUAGUCAAAAGUCUGGUAGGAAAGUUCUGGCUGUAUACCCUAUCGGACUGUUUUAUUUUAUUAUAUCUUGGUUGGUUAUAUCCCACACAACAAAUUAGAUUUGAAAAGUGCAUGUAAAUAAUCCUAUUACCUCUAUUGUGAUUUAACGUUAAUUCCAUUUAAAUAUUGCUAUCCUGUAAACGUUUUGGAACAAUAAAUUUUUUUGAAU